AUAUCAUAUAUUAUAAUAAUACCAUUACCUUUUCUUUUUGUUAAUUAAUAGUCCAAUUGCCAUCACCAACUUUCACUCUCACUUCGAUUACAUCCACAUUUCCUCUUUUGGGCUUUCAACUUAUAAUAUUUUAGCUCCCAAUUUCUAUUCUAACAAAAUAAAAUGCUCACUUUGUAUCUCUCGCCCUUUUUAAUCCCUUUACUGUUUUUACAACAAUCUUAUAUCUAUAAGUUGAUAACAAUUUCAUUUGUAAUGGCUUGUAAAAUGGGUGUCAUGGGAAAACAAGCGACAUUAGUUCUUAGAUUUACCGGGAAGUUAGUUAAUGAUGUGUUAAGUUUUGUCGUUUUUUCGAUACUCGAUGUUCUUGAUGUGGUUUUAUGUUAUGUUUAUAAAGUUGCUGAUUUCUUUAUAGAAAAUGAAUGGAAACCAUGUUAUUGUUCGUCGCCUAAAGACACGAUAAUUAACAGUGGUAACAUUUUGGUUUCGGAAAAAGGUGAGACCGAAAAGAUUGUUUGUCUUACGUCUAAUAAUAAGUUACAACUUGAAGAAAUUUCUGAUACUCUUUAUUCUCGGACGUCCGUGGUUGUUGAGGCGUCGAAAACCACUGUUAUUAAACGUCGAAAAAUUGUUCCUAAUUCUGUCACGGUUCCACCUUCCUUUUUUAUGGCGGAAAUGCUUCAAGAAAAAAUCGGUGGUCAUCAUAAACCGCACCCUGUUCCAAGGUGGUCUGAUUGUGAUUGUGACACGUGUAACUCUUGGUCCAAUUCUUGUGAAGAUACUCUUUUUGUUCAUACCGAAGGAGGAAAAGAUAAUAAUGUAUGUGACAAUGUGUUGUUUAUUCAUGGAUUUAUAUCAUCAUCGGCAUUUUGGACCGAGACAUUGUUCCCAAACUUUUCAAGAUCAAUCAAGUCGAAAUACAGAUUAUUCGCGAUAGAUCUUUUGGGGUUUGGGAAAAGCCCAAAGCCACAUGAAUCGCUUUACACAAUGAAGGAUCAUUUAGACAUGAUAGAAAAGUCGGUUCUUGAACCAAACAAGGUCGAAUCGUUUCACAUCGUGGCUCAUUCUCUCGGUUGCAUUCUUGCACUUGCCCUCGCUGUUAAGUACCCAAGAUCCGUCAAGUCCCUAACCUUACUCGCUCCGCCAUAUUUCCCGACACCGAAAGGGGAGGAGGCGACGCAAUAUAUGAUGAGACAGGUGGCGCCACGGCAAGUAUGGCCAUUGAUUGCGUUCGGGGCGUCAAUGGCAUGUUGGUACGAGCAUGUUAGCCGGACCAUUUGCCUGUUGAUUUGCAAGCACCAUAGAACGUGGGAAUUACUGACCAAACUCAUAACCAGAAACAGGAUUAGGACAUAUUUGAUCGAUGGAUUUUGUUGCCACACUCAUAAUGCUGCGUGGCAUACCCUUCAUAAUGUCAUUUGUGGGACUGCCGCGAAAAUGGAAGGGUACUUGGACACGGUUCAAAACCAUCUGAAUUGUAGUGUAAAUGUGUUUCAUGGUCGGGAUGAUGAGCUCAUCCCGGUGGAAUGUAGUAGCAACGUCAAGACCAGGGUCCCUCGAGCAAAUGUUAAAGUCGUUGAAAAGAAAGAUCAUAUCACUAUUGUCGUCGGGCGUCAAGAAGCCUUUGCUAGAGAACUAGAGCAAAUCUGGAAGACCGCAAAAGCCAAUUGAUCGAGUAAUGUUACUUUCAUCGCUAAGAAUUCAACUUGGUGGCAUAUAUUUGCAUAAUCCCGUAAAUCUUUUUUUCUACAUCAUUUGUACAACUUGAAAAAUCAAGAUUAGUCCAAACAAAUAAAAAUAUAUAUAUAAUGGAUCGUAAAUUAGAGAAUUAACUCCAUCCAAAUCAAGCAAAUGGAUGAAGUAAUACAAGUAGUAUAUUAUUUGGUUAGAUUUUUGUAUCUAUAUUUACAGAGUAAUAUAUCCAAUUUAUCAUUCUGGUAA
Erigeron canadensis is the source of this 1938-nucleotide messenger RNA. Its product is annotated as probable lysophospholipase BODYGUARD 1. Lineage: Eukaryota; Viridiplantae; Streptophyta; Magnoliopsida; Asterales; Asteraceae. The record is from RefSeq and is a predicted model, not a curated record. The transcript has 4 exons. Bases 163 to 1668 code for a protein of 501 amino acids.